CAACACUAAAUCGUUACCGUAAUCGGCAUUAAAAACGCCUUGAAUCGAGACUGAUUAAUUUUAUUUAGUAAGGUAAAUUGUAAAAUGUUCUCAAUUUUAUUUGAACCGUAGGAUUGAAAACACAGGAAAUCGGCUUGAGCAAACUCGGUCAGCUGUUGGUGUUUACAAAUGGAGACGGGAUCUCUUCAUCACAUCGAAUUCGGAGUCUCAAAUGGAGAAUCCUUCAUAAAUUCCUUUAAACAGAAAUUCGGUUUUGUGUGUGUGGCAUAUAGAUCUCGCCAAUACUGUAAACAGUGGGUGCUUAAAGCAGGAAAAGCAACAUUACUGGUGACUGAACCAGAUUCGAGAUGUCACCUUGAAAACACUUUAACAGAAAACGUGACAAAAAUAACGGCCAACGACCCAUUAUUUAACUGUUGGUGGACUUUGGAAAGUAAUAAAGAUCAUUACAAGGAUUCAGUGUUUAAUAUUGCUCUUAAAGUGACAGAUUUAAAGCAGGUUAUCAAAAAUGUAGUGAAAGGUGGUGGGGAGGUAAUUGCAUCACCUCAGAUUCUGAAAGAUGAACAUGGAACAGUAGACAUUGCUGUUGUGAAAUCUUGUGUUGGUAAUGUGUAUCAUACAUUAUUAAGUUAUAAUGACUAUUCUGGUGAUUUUCUACCAGGGUUUAGCUCACCUAGAAGCAAUCUGAUUGAAGAGAAUGUGAAUUGCAAUGGCCUUGUGACACACAUAGAUCAUAUAGCUUUCGUAUGCGAACAAGGCACAACACCCCAAAUACUUCAGUGGUACGAGAAAUGCUUUAGCAUGAAGAGGUUUUUCAUCAACAACAAUGAAGAUGAAGAGGAGGGAUUUCUGAUCAGUGACACAGGAAUAGGGAUGAGGAUGAAGGCGAUGGAAUACUGGAGAUGUUCAGAGACCGGCCUUACCUCAGGGAAAAGUCAAGACUCCAUCAGAUUUGUCCUUGUAGAGUCCCUAAAGGGCCAAGGAGCAAAUCAGGUGGACAUUUUUCUGGAGGACCACAGUGGCCCUGGGGUCCAGCAUGUGGGGCUGUAUACCCCUGAUAUCAUGACAGCCGUCUCCACCUUCAAAGAGAGUGGUGUCCAGUUUGUGGAACCACCCCCAGCAUACUACACAGAUGAUGUAAAGCUGUCAGAGAUACAGAAAGUGGGAUUCCAUGUGGAGGAUCUCAGAACUAAUGGGGUGUUACUAGAUACUGAGGCUGAUGCUGAUCAAGAGCUUGAAAACCCCUGCCAAACUGAUAGAUACCUGUUACAGAAAUUUACAAAACCAAUUUUCAGCAAAAGGACAUUUUUCCUGGAACUUAUUCAAAGAGUAGGAGCCCAGGGAUUUGGUGCAGGCAACAUCACAGCCUUGUGGAGGGCAGUCCAGGCUUACAUGACUGAAAAUGGCAGUUCUUGACAUCAAUUAAAGCAUAAGAAAAUGAAGUUUAAAACCUUUAAUACAAAGUAUUUACCUCAGAGUGCCAAUAAAUCCUGUCUCAGUUA
This is a messenger RNA of Saccostrea cuccullata (small rock oyster), 1502 nucleotides long. Its product is annotated as 4-hydroxyphenylpyruvate dioxygenase-like protein. Lineage: Eukaryota; Metazoa; Mollusca; Bivalvia; Ostreida; Ostreidae. The coding region runs from base 169 to 1416 and encodes 415 amino acids. Gene Ontology annotation, molecular function: 4-hydroxyphenylpyruvate dioxygenase activity. The record is from RefSeq and is a predicted model, not a curated record. Gene Ontology annotation, biological process: aromatic amino acid metabolic process. The transcript is spliced from 5 exons.